CUCAUCUGCCAGACAAUCCAGGGCACUCCAGUCCCCUCCAAGCGGCAUCGCUCAUUAGCAUCACCCCGAAACAGCUGGGAUGAGCCACACCAGACCCCGCUAUGUCAUCGAACGUCCUGCAUAUUCGGUCAGCCUCUUUGAUGAAGAGUUCGAGAAGAAAAGCAGAAGUUACCCUGUUGGGGAAAAGUUGAGAAACCUUUUCAGAUGUUCAGCUUCCAGAUUGAAGCUCUUCCUCUUCAGCCUUUUCCCAAUACUCGCGUGGCUUCCCAAGUAUAAAAUUAAGGACUACGUUUUGCCUGAUGUUCUCGGUGGGCUCAGUGCGGGGACGAUUCAAGUGCCACAAGGGAUGGCUUUCGCACUGCUGGCCAACCUGCCUCCCGUCAACGGGCUCUACUCCUCCUUCUUCCCCCUGCUAACAUACCUCUUCCUUGGCGGUAUCCAUCAGAUGGUCCCAGGUACUUUUGCAGUCAUCAGCAUUAUCGUCGGCAACGUCUGCAACGAGCUGGCUCCGGAGUCGGACUACCAGUACUUCACCCACAACGGGACCAGCAUCAACACCACAGCCCUGGAAGCGGCCAGACUGGAGAUCUCUGCCACGCUAGCCUGCCUGACAGCCAUCAUACAACUGUGCCUGGGAUUCGUGCAGUUUGGCUUUGUUGCUAUCUACCUCUCAGAGUCUUUCAUCAGGGGCUUCAUGACAGCAGCAGGGCUGCAGAUCCUCAUCUCCGUGCUCAAGUACGUCUUCGGCUUGACGGUCCCAUCUUACACCGGGCCCUUAGCUAUCGUCUAUACAUUCAUUGAUAUUUGUAAAGGCCUGCCCAAAACCAACGUGGCCUCCCUGAUCUAUGCCUUGGUCAGUGCUGUGCUCCUGAUCGUUGUCAAGGAGCUCAACCUCAAGUACAUGAAAAAGAUCCGGAUGCCCAUCCCCAUGGAGAUCAUCAUCGUAAUAGUUGCGACUGCAAUCUCUGGCAGCUUUAAGAUGCCCGAGAAGUACAACAUGCCAGUAGUUGGGAAGAUCAGCAUGGGGUUCCCAGCCCCAACCCUGCCCAUGGUGAGCAAGUGGAAGGACAUGAUCGGCACAGCCUUCUCGCUCGCCAUCGUGGGCUACGUGAUCAACUUGGCCAUGGGGAGGACCCUGGCAGCCAAGCACGGCUAUGACGUGGACCCCAACCAGGAAAUGCUGGCCCUGGGCUGCAGUAACUUCUUCGGAUCCUUCUUCAAAAUCCACGUCAUCUGCUGCGCGCUCUCUGUCACCCUCGCUGUGGAUGGGGCAGGAGGGAAAUCACAGGUGGCAAGUUUCUUUGUGGCAAUGGUGGUAAUGGUGACUAUGCUGGCUCUGGGGAUCUACCUUGAACCCCUUCCAAAGUCUGUCCUGGGAGCCCUCAUCGCCGUGAACCUGAAGAACUCCCUCAAGCAGCUGGCCGAUCCCUUCUACCUGUGGAAGAAGAGCAAGCUGGACUGUCUGGUCUGGCUGGUGAGCUUCCUGUCCGCUUUCUUCCUGAGCCUGCCCUACGGAGUCGCUGUGGGCGUGGGAUUUUCCGUGUUGGUUGUGGUUUUCCAUACCCAGUUCCGGAAUGGUUCUGCCCUGGGCCAAGUAACCGCCACGGAUAUCUACAAGAACCCGAAAGCCUACAACAAGGUACAUGAGCUUAAUGGGAUUAAGAUCGUGACCUACUGCUCGCCACUGUAUUUUGCCAACUCAGAGAUAUUCCGGGAGAAGAUUAUAGCCAAGACCGGGGUGGAUCCGGGUAAAGUGUACUUAGCCAGGAAGAAAUAUGUGAAGCGGCAGGAGAAGGGGACAGCGCAACCACCAACAAAGCUACCGAAAUUCUUACUGAGGCAGAACAAGACCUUGUCUUUGCAAGAGCUCCAGAAAGACUUUGAAAGCACCUCUCCAACAGAUACCAACAACAACCAGACGACUGCUAACGGUGCCAGCAUCUCUUACGUCACGUUCCGCCCGCCUGCCAACAGCGCCGGGCAGGUGCACAGCUCCGGGGAGCUGGGCAGCACCACCAGCCUGCAAGGAAGCACCUUCAGCAUCAUGCCCACAGCAGACGCUGACCCUAUGGCCAUGGCACCGCCCUAUGUCAGCUUCCACACCAUCAUCCUGGACAUGAGCGGGGUGUGCUUUGUUGACCUCAUGGGCACAAAAGCACUGGGCAAGCUGUGUUCCAGUUACCAGAAGAUUGGGAUUAAAGUGUUCCUGGCCAACGUGCAUGCCCAGGUGUACAACGACAUUAGCACAGGUGGAGUCUUUGAAGAAGGAGGCCUGGACCAAAACCAUAUCUUUUUGACGAUCCACGACGCUGUUUUGUUUGCACUGGAAAAUAUCAAAGAAGUCGUCCACCCACCCAUCUUAGAAGAGAGGCCGACCCAGACAGAGCUCUCCAUCUAUGACGAGUCUGUGGAUGAAAGCAGCUCAGAGUUCAAGAACUUGGAGGAGGAGAUGUUUGGAAGCAUGUUUCGCUCAGAGACGCAGACAGCGCUGUGA
Messenger RNA from Cygnus atratus (black swan), 2494 nucleotides. RefSeq names its product solute carrier family 26 member 9 (gene SLC26A9). Gene Ontology annotation, cellular component: membrane. The record is from RefSeq and is a predicted model, not a curated record. Lineage: Eukaryota; Metazoa; Chordata; Aves; Anseriformes; Anatidae. The transcript has 21 exons. Gene Ontology annotation, biological process: transmembrane transport. Gene Ontology annotation, molecular function: sulfate transmembrane transporter activity; bicarbonate transmembrane transporter activity; chloride transmembrane transporter activity. Bases 80 to 2494 code for a protein of 804 amino acids.